UCAAAAUGGCGGAUGGUUCUAAUUCUAAUCCGUUCGUAGAGGACGAUGGAGAUUUUAUUGAAAACGAACUUGAAGAAAAAGCUUCAGAAAAGUCUCCUAGUUCUGACUGUACAGAUAUUUCUUGGGAUAAUAUUGCUGUAAAGCUCUUACGCGAUAAUUUUGUUCUUACUGCUCUGGAGUUACACACUGAGCUGGUUGAAUCCGGACGUGAACUACCCAGAUUGCGAGAUUAUUUUUCGAAUCCGGGAAAUUUUGAACGAACAAAAGUUGAGACAUCAUCCCCAACGUUACAAAGAACUUCGAGUGUUCAUACUUUGGAUUCCUUGGAUUUUGCCCGAUACUCUGAUGAUGGUGAAAGACAAGUUGAUGAACGCAUGGCAGUUCUUGAAUUUGAGUUAAGAAAAGCUCAUGAAACUAUUAAAGGACUUCGUGCAACUCUUACAAAAGAAACUGAACUUGCCUCUCCAGAACAAGGCCGAGAAGGUUUGAUCCCAGGAGGUAAAGAAGAAAUUAUUAAACUUUUGGAAAAGAAAGCACUUAACUUUUUAGUUAAUGAAUAUCUGUUGCUCAGUAACUACAAACUCACAUCUGUCACAUUUUCUGAAGAAAAUGGAGAUCAGGAUUUUGAAGAUUGGGAUGAUGUUGGGCUCAAUAUACCAAAACCUCCAAGCUUGUUAUAUCUGUUCCGAGAUUAUGGCACUCAUGCAUUUCCCUCUAUAGAAACUUAUGAUGUUGGUUGUUAUGUCAAUUUAGAAAAUGAACAUUUAAUUGAUUUACAAACAAAAUGGAAAUGUAAAAAAGACAAUUUAGAGAGUAAAAUUUUUCAAUUGGAAAAUGAAAUUAUUGAAAUUAACAAACAGAAAGAUGAAUUGAUUUUGCAGCUUAAUGAAUGGAGGCAAAAUGCUUCAUCCCCUGAGAACACAUCUAUUCCAAACCAUUCUAGACAGCUAUCCUGUGCGAAUUCACACCCAGAUCCUGCCAAUAUUGAAAAUGCAGUCAACACAGUUUUGGAUGGCAUGAGUGACCAGGGAUAUUAUGAACAGCAGCAUUUAAACCCAAAUGAAGAUGAGAGGACUAUACCACCGUCAUUUGAAAAGGCUUUGCUAGAAACAACAUUGAAUUUAAUAAAAGACCAUCGAAUAGUAUCUGAGGUAUCAAAGAUUUCUGAUUCAAAUUCUGAAACAAUUAUUCUAAUGUUGGCUCGGUGCUUACCUCAUAUAGUUCCACAUGUACUCUUGGCUAGGAGAGAGGAGUUAAUACCACUCAUUUUGUGCACAACUGUGUUACAUCCAGAUGUAAAGGAACGGGACAAGCUUCUUAAUAUUCUUUUUAAUCUAAUCAAAAAACCCAAUGAUGAUCAAAGGCAAAUGAUAUUAAGAGGAUGUGUGGCUUUUGCAAAACAUGUUGGUCCUGCACGUCUGGAAAAUGAACUCCUACCACAAUGUUGGGAACAGAUUAGUCAUAAAUACUCAGAACGAAGACUCCUUGUUGCUGAAGCAUGUGGUGCGCUGGCUUCAUAUCUUCCGAAUGAAAUUCGUAGUUCUCUUGUGUUGUCCAUGUUGCAACAGAUGUUGACUGAGGACAAGGAUGAAGCUGUUCGAGAGGCUGUAGUGAAAAGUCUAGGAAUUCUUUUUAGUUUUAUCUGUGAUACUGAUAAAUAUGGUCAGGGUUUUGAACUGCUGAAAAUUUCCCUAAAUGAUGAUUCUGAGAAAGUGUGCUGUGCAGCUCGUCAAGUGUUUCUGCCAUCUUUUGCUUUGUGGGCUGUACAUCUCCACAAGCUGGAGUAUGAAUUGCUCCACUCUUUCCUGCGAGAACUGGAGGACCUAGUUAAGGCUAAAGGUUUGCUGAUAGAAGCUACAUCAUUGGAAAAUCAGAGUGCAUUAGCUGUUCAGAAGUCAAACAGUAGCAUCACUUUACCUAUUCACGAAGGAAAAUUUGCAUCUCUGGUGUCGACACUUGAAGAAUUAGUACCAUUCCUUUUUAUAUCUGUUAUACGAACUGGUCCAUAUAUUGAGAAAAUAUCACAUAACAAUGAAGAAGUUCCUGAAAUUGAUGUUUUCAGAUUUCCAAAACCAAGCUCAGAUUUAACAGAUCUACGAGUAAUUUUUGGGAAUGUUAACCAGUUGUCUGCUUACAUAGAACAAUAUGAAGAACAUAUUUCCCAAGAAUGGUUUGAACCGUGGGAACAGUUUAAUUGGGUUGUGAAAAAUCUAAUACCUCGACUUCAAGAAGUUGUUUCAGGUGUUGGAUUAACCAUUCCAGUCUUAAUCAGUAUACUUUCCAAAUACUUUUACAGAAUAUGUCGGACAUUUGGCAGAACUUUUGUAGAUAAAAUGGUGAAACCUAAAUUUCAAGAUCUCUUAGUUAUACCUGAAGGAGUAGAUAACCUUGUGACAAUAGGGCAAACAGCCUUAACAACUUGUAUCGUUCCUGUGUAUGCUGCUGGUGUGUUGUGUGCUUUUAAUUCAGAUGAUGAUCAUAACCAGUUGUUUAGGUUCCUUCAAGAUGUUGUUACAACUUUGGCAAUUUGUCAAGCACCAUUAGAUAGUAUACAGGCUGCAUUCCAAGAACUUAGUGCCUGUACAAGUAAUCAUGAAAUACUUCUCGGUGUAUUAUGGGAAGCAGUUGUACACAAAUUAGCUUUAGUCCGUGUUGCUGCUGCACGAUUGUUUGAGUUACUUAUUCAGGGUGUCAGUGAAACUUUAAUAUCAACCCGCGUUGUUCCAGGACUCGUUACUUUGGCAAAUGACCCAGAGGUUUCUGUAAGAAUUGCUACAAUACCUGGAUUUGGAACCAUCCUAGAAAAUGUUACUCUACGAGAGAUGUUGGAUAGGGUUUACAUGCAGCUACAAACAUUCUUAGAUGACCCUGUAUACCGAGAUCAACAUACUGUACACAUGGAAAUUAUUCGAACUUUUGCUCGUGUAGGACCAAAUGCAGAGCCUCGUUUCAGAGAUGAAUUUGUGCUCCCACGCCUGGCUGCAAUGGCUCUUGCUAAUAACAGUAUAACUAACGAAAUCAAAAAGACUGAUGUUGCUCUGCAGCUCUUUGAGGCCUACAGCGCCAUGUCUUGUUGCUUCAUCAAUGAUCAGUUGGUGCAGGAAGCCAUGCUACCUGGAUUACGGUACCUUCGCCAAGACUUAUCACAGCUUGCUCCUGAGAGAGAGGAGGUGAUGAGUUCUAUGAUCAAAGAAUAUGAAGCAAAGCUAGAUGCAUCAAAAUCUUUAGAAAGGAGUCCUAGUCAAUCAGUAUCUCCGACCCCUGGUGGAAAUGCUGAGGAUGUCAGAGCAAGAGUAAUGAGCAAAAUCAAAGAUACAACUUCAAAGGCUCACAUUCCUAAUAUCUUCAUGCGUAAGAAGUAGCCUCUAACUAUGUUAUCAUUCCCAGAAUUGCCUCUUUAUCUUCUUCUUUACAAAUAGAUAAAGUUGUUAGCACAAAUUAAAAAAGAAAAUCAUGAAAUAUUAAUUAAAAACUUUUCUUUUGUCUGUGAAAUAAUGGCUAACAUUAUAAUAAAUAUUUUAUUCUAUUAUUAGCCAAAAAAAAUCAUGAUUAUAUCGAAAUAUUCAACAUAUAUGGUGGCCUCUACACUUUAAAAAAUCUUUUUCUCCAUUCUCAUAUGAAAAAUUUUCUUUGUUAUAUUUAAUGAUUUUUUUUUGUUUAUUUAACUACUGAUGUCUAAGGUAAUAUAAUAAUGUAACAAUAAGGAAAAGGAUAAUAGUUAUGCAUAUUAUGAUAUAAAUAAAACUUAGAUGUCAAAAAAAUUGUUCCAAUAAAGUAAUUUGAAAAUAAAAAAGCAAUUUCAAUUGAUUUGUUUCUUGCUUGACAAAAUGAUAUAGGAAAAGGGCAAAAUUA
This is a messenger RNA of Octopus bimaculoides (California two-spot octopus), 3852 nucleotides long. Its product is annotated as RAB11-binding protein RELCH homolog. Gene Ontology annotation, cellular component: trans-Golgi network; recycling endosome. NCBI's taxonomy places the organism in Eukaryota, Metazoa, Mollusca, Cephalopoda, Octopoda, Octopodidae. Gene Ontology annotation, molecular function: protein binding. The record is from RefSeq and is a predicted model, not a curated record. Gene Ontology annotation, biological process: intracellular cholesterol transport.